Molecule: messenger RNA, 672 nt
Organism: Olea europaea var. sylvestris
Lineage: Eukaryota; Viridiplantae; Streptophyta; Magnoliopsida; Lamiales; Oleaceae
Exons: 4
Coding region: 1-672 (223 amino acids)
Source: RefSeq, a predicted model, not a curated record
AUGCUCAAAGAUCGAUUAAUUGCUAAGCCAUACUCUCAAGAGUAUGGAAAAAGUCUACAUGAUUUCCCGCCUGAUAUUUCUCAUCGACUUGGUGAAGUUUGCAGAAGCAACUUACGCAUUAUUUCACAAAGUACAACUUACGAUCAUGUUUUACUUUCUUUAUAUGUUGAUGACAUGAUUAUUACCAAUCAUAAUGUUGAUGGGAUUGCAUCAUUAAAGUUGAAAAUACCUCGUUACUCGGUAAUAAAAGGUUUAGGUUUACUUGGUUAUAUUCUAGGUAUUGAAGUCCCCUCUUCUUUGAAAGGUUUUUUUUCUCAUCUUAGGGAUAAUAAUCUAUUGAUAUACCUCUUGAGCUUAAUAAUUGCUACUCUCCUUCUGAUUCGCCAUUAUCGGUUUCUAGUUUACAUCAUAUUGUUAUUGGUAGCUUGGUUUAUCCACCAUCACUCGUCUAGGUACCUUCGAGGUACUCAGUUUCAAAGUCAAUUACUUUCCUCUAUUUCAUCAUUAGAGUUGCAAGAAUAUUUUGAUGCUGAUUGGUCUCGUAAUUCUACAGAUCGCCAAUCUACUAUUGGCUUUAGUGUAUUUCUUAGUGAUUCCUUUAUUUCUUGGAAGAGCGAGAAACAAAAUAUUAUUUCUAGAUCUUCAAAAAAAAAGUGGAGUAUCGUGCCAUGA